Molecule: messenger RNA, 657 nt
Organism: Parnassius mnemosyne (clouded apollo)
Lineage: Eukaryota; Metazoa; Arthropoda; Insecta; Lepidoptera; Papilionidae
Source: the annotation of a GenBank genome assembly
AUGGCAGGUAGAGGUAGAGGACGGGGCGGUGGAUUAUCAUUUACUCAAGAACAACUUCAAGCUCUUGGCAUUGCACGAGGAGAAAAUACGGCAACAACACUCGCUCCGCCACCAUUAUUUCCAAAGCUUGAAGCGAAACCUUUGCCUCUGAGUUGUGAUGCUGCGACGGACUAUAUGCUUAUUGUUAAGGAUCAAUUUAUUGAAUAUUUACAUGAAACGCCUGCGUAUGUUAAACCAAACAUGCGGACAGACGGUAUAGAACGAUAUUCUGAUAAGUACAAACAAUUAGCGCUUGAUGCGAAGCAAGGAAAAGUGCUGGAUUGUGUGUGGGUAAACAUGCCAGCAGAAUUAAGACCGCAAGCAAGCAAACUUCGAAUGACUUCUCGAAAACGCAAGCUUGAUGACGCAACUGUUAUAAAUAAAAAACUUCAAACUCUUGAAAAUAAAGAAACCUUAGAUGAAAAUGCAGAAGUAGAGGCAGAAAGCAAGGAUGAGGAUACUGUCAAAAAAGAAAAUGAUGAUGAUGAAGAAAUAGAAGAUGAAGAAGAACAAGAGUAUGAAAUUGAUGAAGGUACAGAUUAUGCAAACAAUUACUUUGACAAUGGUGAAGACUAUGAUGAAGAAGAUGACAAUCUUGAUGAUGGACCUGUUUAUUAG